GGGCACGGCCAGACAAAGGCGCGGCCCCGGCCCGGCCCAGCCCGGCCUGCCGGCCUCCGCGCGCCCCGGCCCGACCCAGCCGCUCCCGCUGGGCGCCCCAAGCGGGUCUGGCCCGGGGAGCGGGGGCCGCGGCCGCCGAGCAUGGGGAAAUCCAAUAGCAAGUUGAAGCCUGAAGUUGUGGAGGAGUUGACCAGAAAAACCUACUUCACCGAGAAGGAAGUACAGCAGUGGUAUAAGGGCUUCAUCAAGGACUGCCCCAGCGGGCAGCUGGACGCGGCUGGCUUCCAGAAGAUCUACAAACAGUUCUUCCCGUUCGGAGACCCCACCAAGUUCGCCACGUUUGUUUUCAAUGUCUUCGAUGAGAACAAGGAUGGCAGGAUCGAGUUCUCUGAGUUCAUUCAGGCACUAUCGGUGACCUCGAGGGGGACCCUGGAUGAGAAGCUGCGGUGGGCCUUCAAGCUCUAUGACUUGGAUAACGAUGGCUACAUCACCAGAAAUGAGAUGCUGGACAUAGUGGAUGCCAUUUACCAGAUGGUGGGGAACACCGUGGAGCUCCCAGAAGAAGAAAACACGCCAGAGAAGAGGGUGGACCGGAUCUUUGCCAUGAUGGACAAGAAUGCCGAUGGAAAGCUGACGCUUCAGGAGUUCCAGGAAGGCUCCAAGGCCGAUCCCUCCAUUGUGCAGGCGCUGUCCCUCUAUGAUGGGCUGGUAUAGUCCAGGCCUAGAGCUGGGAUGUGUGGGAACCACUCGCCUCUUCCUGUGCCAUGAGGCCACCGCAGCCUGACACCACCCCGUGCCCACCCAGCCUUCCUCAUCUACACACAGCCGGCCACCCUUGAGCCUCCGGACCUGGUUCUCCUCCCCCCUUGCCCUGCAUCCACCUGCUGCCUGAAGCCGCUGGUUCCAAUUGUCAACAACCUCCGCUUGUCCAAAACAGCGACGAACCGAAAUGGAAAAGGCUCCAGCCCUCCGCAGACUAAGGACUUGGCUGUCACCCUUGGUCAGCCCUUCCAUUCCUCCUGCUUCUCCUGCGUGUGUGCUUUCGUUUUUAUUUCAAAUGGACAUUGUAAAAGAAAACAAACAAACUACCUUCUGUUCUAGAAGAUACUGACCCUCGGGAGAAGGCCUCUGGGUCUCAGAGAACUCAAUCUCUGCCUGGCCCUCUACAGCGGUGGCCGGGGCCCAGGGUUGCCUGGUGAGGGCUCACAGCCCAGCCUUUAGCAGCGAGGCCGCUGGCAGGCAAGGUUGGUUAGAUGUGACAACAGUGUUGUGUGUUCUGUGGGGAAAGUGAGUUUUUUUUUUAUACUCAUAUAUAAUCGAUACCUUUUAUUUAUUGGUUGUUAACUAUUGCUGCUACCUUGUGUGUCUGAAACUCCCAGAAUGCUGGGCCUCCGUUUACAUGUGCACACCCUCACCCACCUGCCCACCUCAUAUAGGAGGAUGGUGGCCUGCAGUGGCCAAGAAGCCAAAAAUCUUUUCCUCUUUUUUUCAGAUACUGUGCUCCAUUUUUGGAGAGGGGAAGGUGGGCAUUCCUAAAUGGCUAAUGUACUGUUUCCCAGCUUCUGCCCUGCAGUUCCCACCCCUCUCUCUCCUCUGCUCUCCUUGGAGUCCACAACACUUUUUUUUUUUUCAAGGACAAAUGGGACUUUUUUUUUUUAAAUUUUGCAACUCUUGCUCUGAUGUUCACAGCAGAGAGAAAAUGGAGGAGCUUGUCCUGGGAGUGGGAACUAGGAGAGGGCACCCGGUGUGGAGAGUGUGAAGUGGGCUUUUCUGCAAAGCACUGGUUGAUGCUAGGGGUGUGUGUGGCCUGUGAACUCCUGGGCUUUCCUGCCCGGCUGCCUUUGGCAGCAGGCUCCAUGGCUUGACUUCUCCGCUCCGAGUCUGGGAAGGAGGGGGUGAAAGGAAAGGACCAGGCCAUGCUGCUGAGGGAGGCUCUGCUUCUCCAAGACUGAGUCCAGAGCCAGGGGUAGCUCCAUUUCUGUCACCAGGAACACCAGGAAGCUGUGGACCAGAAGCAAGGAGCCUGAGUCUGCCUUCUCAGUCAGCGGGGCUAAGGGGCCUGGUAGUUGGUCUUGCUGACAUUCGAUUCUCAGCCUGGAGCUUGGGUUCAUACAUCUGUGACACUGUUUUGUGGUUGUGUUUGCCAGGCCCUGAGUGUCUGAUGGCACACAUUCUAGCCCCUCUUUAGCAUUCUCUAGGCUCUUGAGCUCCUCUGGGGCUCAUCCUCACCCUGGGCAGAUUUCUCGGGUGAGACAAGGCCUCCCAGCUGCAGAGAGGCAGGCCUGGGCCCAUAGCUCUUGCUUCUAGCUUUAUGUAGUCUCUCUGGCCACCAUUGAGAGGGGGGAAAUGGCCCCUGGAUUUUGUUCUGCUCCAAUCCUCCCAUAAUGUCCACCGUACUUCUGAGAGGCCAGACUUCCUUGCAAGUGACCCAUGGGUGAGUAGCUACCAGCUGAAGGAUGGAUGUUCUCCAUCAAGAGGUGGUUUUGUCCUGCCUCUGCAUUGCUGUGGGUAAGAAUGCGUAGCCAGUCCAUAAAGCCACCCUUUUCAUGUGCCCCCGCCAGCCCACCAGGUCUCACAGGGCUCCGGCUGCAGGCAAUUUUCCUUGAGGCUUCUUUAGGUCAGCUUCCUGCGUGGCCACUGAUGGGGCCUCUAGGACAGGGAGUAGGUGUGGUGACUUAGGUUGAGAGGAUGGGAGUGGACUCUCUCUGAUCUCUGGAUCCUCAGUUGUCCUCUCCUCUCUGUCGGUCGCGUAUUUGGUGGCAUCAAGGUUCAGUGGAUUCCUAGCUGAGAACUGUCACUAGUUAAGCAUGGAUGUUCACCAAGUCUGUGGGGCCAAGUUUCCUCUCAGCAUCUUGGCUUUUUGGUUUGCAGCCUCAAGUGUGGCUUUGGUCUUCAGUUUAUGUCCUUGGGCCCAUGCCUGGGACACUGAAACAGCUCUGUUUCCAUCCAAGGAUGAGUGCUGACUGCCUUCUGUCCUUCUCUUUCACCAGCCGUUAGCUGUGGCACACAGCAUGCCCAGAAUCUGAGGCUGGGCCUCUUCUGAGCAGCCUGAGGGCCUCUCCCCAAGUUCAUUUCCACUGAGUCCCACCCCAUCUGAUGCUGCUUUCUUUAGGGGUGUGGUCCAGCCUGUGAAGCCAGGUCCCUGGUCCCUCUGCAGACCCUCCCUCCUGGGGCCAGUGAUGCUGUGCCCUCUUCUUCCAAACAUUUGCUCACCACUUUGUGUUGACGGUGACUUAUAGAGCGUCACGACUUUGUGAUAUCUAGCCAGGUUUAAAAUAACAAGGCAAAUGUAUGCGGCAUUGGCAUCUCUUCCUUUAAUUGCUCUGCAGUUUGACAGUUGAUUUCCUAUGAAGAUGCAUUUGGGCCUUCGGGGACAUUGUCUCUUAUAGGGGAUGGUAGAGUGCCUGGGGAUCCUUGGCAUCUCUCCAGAGGAAGCCCCCCCCCAAGCAGAAAGCCACUGUGAUUCCCCCCAGUGUAUUUCCGAAUUUACAUGAUUCAAGGAUUACAGGGGCUCCCCCUGGUGGUGAUGAGUUGUAGUGCGUCACCUGGGGGCUGCAGUGGUCCAGCAAGUGGCUAGAGGUGGGAAGGCCAAGGAGGCUGUGGUUCAAGAGACCCUGGACCCCCAGCCACACAUAUUUGGCAGCAUGUCUCCUACCUGCCCCUCCACUAGGUCAUCUGAGACUGGCAAGGUAAUUGGCAUAAGGGCACAGUGGGAAGCUUUUCCCUCCCAACUUUAAUUUUUUUAAAAAUAUCUGCAGAAUAAACCCAAUGGUUAAUUUUUGAAUGAAUAAAAGGCUUUUGUUGAAUAAA
This is a messenger RNA of Phodopus roborovskii (desert hamster), 3810 nucleotides long. RefSeq names its product neuronal calcium sensor 1 (gene Ncs1). Lineage: Eukaryota; Metazoa; Chordata; Mammalia; Rodentia; Cricetidae. The transcript has 8 exons. Bases 142 to 714 code for a protein of 190 amino acids. The record is from RefSeq and is a predicted model, not a curated record. Gene Ontology annotation, molecular function: calcium ion binding; calcium sensitive guanylate cyclase activator activity.